Molecule: messenger RNA, 716 nt
Organism: Aegilops tauschii subsp. strangulata
Lineage: Eukaryota; Viridiplantae; Streptophyta; Magnoliopsida; Poales; Poaceae
Product: histone H2A.1
Cellular component (GO): nucleosome
Molecular function (GO): DNA binding; protein heterodimerization activity; structural constituent of chromatin
Source: RefSeq, a predicted model, not a curated record
ACAAGCUCAGAGCAUUCCGAUCCAGCACCGCCGCCGCCAACACCACAGCAUCUCGUCGACGGAGAGGUAGCAAGCAAGAUGGCCGGAAGGAAGGGUGGCGACAGGAAGAAGGCGGUGACCAGGUCCGUCAAGGCUGGGCUCCAGUUCCCCGUCGGCCGCAUCGGGCGCUACCUCAAGAAGGGCCGCUACGCCCAGCGGGUCGGCUCCGGCGCCCCCGUCUACCUCGCCGCCGUCCUCGAGUACCUCGCCGCCGAGGUCCUGGAGCUUGCCGGCAACGCGGCCAAGGACAACAAGAAGACCCGCAUCAUCCCGCGCCACCUGCUGCUCGCCGUCCGCAACGACCAGGAGCUCGGCAGGCUGCUCGCCGGCGUGACCAUCGCCCACGGCGGCGUCAUCCCCAACAUCAACUCCGUGCUGCUCCCCAAGAAGUCGCCCGCCGCCGCAGAGAAGGAGGCCAAGUCGCCCAAGAAGAAGACCUCCACCAAGUCUCCCAAGAAGAAGACGGCCGCCACCAAGGAGUAGCCGCCCCGUAGCCUAUCUGACCCUUAGUUCCGUAUCAGGGAGAAGAUGAUGUGACUUUUGGUUUAUUGGAUCCUGUGUGUAAAUGCUAGUCUGUAGUGGCUGUUUCAUUAGUUCGAUGAACAAGCCAGUAAGGACUGUAUUUUACAUGUGAUUUAGUAUGUGAUGAAUGGCUAAAGAUGUGACCCUUUCAAUCA